Messenger RNA from Hibiscus syriacus, 1435 nucleotides. RefSeq lists its product as uncharacterized. The record is from RefSeq and is a predicted model, not a curated record. Bases 893 to 1360 code for a protein of 155 amino acids. Lineage: Eukaryota; Viridiplantae; Streptophyta; Magnoliopsida; Malvales; Malvaceae. The transcript has 2 exons.
UAUCAUUCAUUCUUCCCAUCCCCAAUUUUCCAUACACAAAACCCUAUUUACUUGAAUUUUCAUUCUAAUUAUCCAACAUGGAAGACAGCUUCAAUGCCCGAGUCGGCAAAGUUUUCGGCUCCCUCGAUGCUUCUUUUAAUUCCAGAUCGCUGCCUUUGAGCUCUCUUUGGACCCUCGCCGACGACGAAAUCGAGAAACGAGAGUGGAACCGAGACAAAAAGACUCUCCAGCAGGACGAGGACUUCUUCCACAACUUUCCACCGAAGGACAAGAACAAUGCCAUUAAUUUUGGUGCGGAGCUGGAGAAGGAUCUCGAUGACCUAGACGACGAGGAAGAAGAAGCUCGUGCCUCCUCUAGUAAAUAGGCUAAGCCAGAGGAUUACAAUGAUGAAGAGUGGGAGAUUAAGUCUUCCAUUGGAAGGGACUGUACACUUGAUUAUGAGGAAGAGGAAGAUGCGUAUGAUAAAGUUUCUGUUGGCAGGGUUAAGAACGGAGAACGUCUUUACAUGAAGGAUGUAAAUGAUUAUGACAUAGAUGUGGAUUCUGGCAAUGUACUUCCAACUGUGUUCAAGGAUUUCAGUAGAGAUCCACGUACCAAUCCCAUCGCUGCAAAACUUAGGCUUAAGGAAGAUGAAGAAGAUGCUGAAACCGCUAAAAAAAAUUGAUUCAUUGCAUGUGUCUGACUGUGUAGCAACUGUCGGCGUGCAGGCUGACAUUAGCGGAUUUGAGGAUGGUAACCUGAAACCAAUUCUGAAGAGAAAGGGUGCCAAGUCAAAUUCAAAAUAAAAAAUGUGUCCGUUUUGAUUCUGAAUGUUGUAAAAGUGAUUGCAGUGAAGGCCCUGAAAGAACCAACUAUGUUCUGGGGGAAGCUUUCUUGACAGAGGAAGAUGAUAUGGUCUCCAAUGAGGUAUCUACUUUAUCUCAGGAUUACCCGUCUGGAAUUCCAGCUUAUAUGCAGAACCCUUCGAAGUAUACUCGAUAUACUUUAUAUACUGGUGAUGUUGAUGAUGAAUCAAAUCGGCCAGCCUAUAUGGAUUUCCUUAAACUGGUCAGGAGGUCAGAUAGUACAGAACCACAUGCCGAUGAUGCUCUAGGUGAUCUCACAAAACCAGUAACCUUUAUACCAGGGAGGAAAAUCGGCGAUGUAGUCAUGGGAGAAAAUUGCGGUAAGCCAAAACAAACCCAGGAAGGUACUGACAAGGAGCCCAUGCAUAAGGGAGGCUUGCCAAUUGGAAUUGCAGCUGGGGAUACUGAUGGAGUUUGCGCAAUGGAUGAAGAUGAACCCCAAACAAUCAUUGAGAACAGAAACAGCUCCCAGCGAGAAGGUCGUCAAUAUCGAAUGAAAUCUUGCUCGGAGUAGCAUGAUUAGCUUUUGAUCAUCUAAUGCUAUUCUGACGUGUAAUUGUUUUAGUAUGUCGUCAGGGCAAGCAUGUUU